This is a messenger RNA of Gasterosteus aculeatus aculeatus (three-spined stickleback), 4392 nucleotides long. It is a transcript of the gene atg9a, whose product is annotated as ATG9 autophagy related 9 homolog A (S. cerevisiae). The record is from RefSeq and is a predicted model, not a curated record. Gene Ontology annotation, cellular component: autophagosome; phagophore assembly site. Gene Ontology annotation, biological process: autophagy of mitochondrion; piecemeal microautophagy of the nucleus; protein localization to phagophore assembly site. NCBI's taxonomy places the organism in Eukaryota, Metazoa, Chordata, Actinopteri, Perciformes, Gasterosteidae.
UCAUCGUUGACAGACGUCCACACGGCUAGCUGUUUCAAAAAUGAAACUGGCUCGUGUCUGACUCCUGUAUUUCAACGGCAACCCGAAAGGAAAACGAAAGCAAGACGGGUGUUAACUUAUUAAAACCACAAAAAUAAAUCCCGUGGUCGACCGUUCGGUGUGACACAGCGGAGGUGGAGGAACACCGGCGCUGGUAAUGUCGAGUAAAUACCAGAUCUGGACAGGACGUACUGUGCUGCAAUGGGGUCUGUAGCGGUGGCCUCAGCUACUUGGUGAGACUGAAGCAGCUGUGACUAUGGCGCACUUUGACACAGAGUACCAGCGCCUGGAAGCGUCCUACAGCGACUCUCCCCCUGGAGAGGAGAACCCGCUGAUGCACGUACCAGAGGGAGCUAAAUCCCAGUGGCACCAUAUAGAAAACCUGGACCUGUUUUUCCAGAGAGUUUAUAAUCUGCACCAGAAGAAUGGAUUCACCUGUAUGCUGCUGGGGGAGAUCUUUGAGCUUGUUCAACUGCUGUUUGUGGUUGGCUUCACGGUGUUCCUAGCUAACUGUGUGGACUAUGACAUACUCUUUGCCAACAAGUUUGUAAACCACACUGAUUCAUCGAAGGUCACCUUGCCCGAUGCCUUCCUCCCAGUGGAUGUGUGCAGUGCCCGUAUCCGAGAUAACGCGUUUGUGAUCUUCGUGUUAAUCAUCUCUGGGGUGUUUUGGCUCCAUCGCCUAGUCAAAUUCAUUUACAACGUCUGCUGCUACUGGGAGAUACGAGCCUUCUACAUUAAUGCACUCAAGAUGACCAUGUCAGAGCUUCCCUAUGCAACAUGGCAGGAGGUUCAGGCCAGGAUAGUGGAGAUCCAGAAGGAGCACCAGAUCUGCAUCCAUAAAAAGGAGCUGACGGAGCUCGACAUUUACCACCGCAUCCUCCGCUUUAAAAACUACAUGGUUGCCAUGGUGAAUAAAUCGCUCCUUCCUGUGCGAUUUCGACUUCCGGGACUUGAGGAGUCUGUGUUCUACACCCGCGGUCUCAAAUACAACUUUGAGCUUAUCUUCUUUUGGGGGCCAGGCUCUCUGUUUGAGAACGAAUGGAGCCUGAAACCCGAGUACAAGAGAGGAGGUAACAGGCUUGAGCUGGCAGACCGGCUAGCCUCCAGAAUCCUGUGGAUUGGGAUCGCCAACCUGCUGCUGUGUCCCGUCAUUCUGGUGUGGCAGAUCCUUUAUGCCUUCUUUAGUUAUACGGAGGUGAUCAAGCGAGAACCUGGUUCCCUCGGAGCGAGAUGCUGGUCUCUGUACGGUCGAUGUUACCUGCGGCACUUUAAUGAGUUGGAUCAUGAGCUCAUGUCACGCCUCAGCAAAGGAUACAAGCCGGCAUCCAAGUAUAUGAACUGUUUCCUCUCACCGCUGCUGACGGUGGUUGCCAAAAAUGUAGCGUUUUUUGCCGGGUCGCUUCUGGCUGUCCUCAUCGCCCUGACCAUCUAUGAUGAGGAUGUUCUCUCAGUGGAACAUGUUCUGUCAUCGAUCACACUGCUUGGAGUGUGUAUCACAGUCUGCAGAUCGUUUAUCCCUGAUAAGCACAUGGUUUUUUGCCCUGAGCAGCUGCUGAGGGUGAUCCUGGCGCACAUCCACUACAUGCCUGACCACUGGCAGGGCAAUGCACAUAAAUAUGAGACUCGUGACCAGUUCUCCCAGCUCUUCCAGUACAAAGCAGUGUUCAUUCUGGAGGAGCUGAUAAGUCCAGUGGUGACGCCCAUCAUCCUGAUCUUCUGUCUGAGGAGGAAGUCCCUGGAGAUCAUUGACUUCUUCAGGAACUUCACAGUGGAGGUGGUCGGGGUAGGAGACACUUGUUCGUUUGCCCAGAUGGACAUCAGGCAGCAUGGACACCCUGCGUGGAUGUCUGCAGGCAAGACCGAGGCGUCUAUCUAUCAGCAGGCAGAGGACGGGAAGACCGAAUUGUCUCUGAUGCACUUUGCCAUCACCAACCCCCAGUGGCAGCCUCCACAGGAGACCACACACUUCAUCAGCCAAUUGAAAGAGCGAGUGCACAGAGAGGCCGCGGGGGCCUCUUCUGACACACAUCCACUCUCACUGUCCGAGUCUGAGCCAAGGAGCCUUGUUGCAAACCUUUUGGCGGGUCCCUCCACGCUGACUUCCAUUCAUUUUGGCCACGAUAGCUCUCUGACCAAUCAAGCUGGCCUGAGUGAUGGAGCGUCUGCCUUACGCUCCCUCUCCCCAAACAGCGGUAGUCUUCACCUGAGAGGCAGCUUAAAUGCGGCUCACACGUCAACAAUGAGCAAAGCAAUGGCGGGCUCCGGAACGGAUGCCCGGACCGUGAGCUCAGGCAGCAGUGCAUGGGAGGGUCAACUCACCAGUUUGGUCCUGUCAGAGUACGCCUCCACUGAGAUGAGCAUCCAUGCCCUUUACAUGCAUGAGCUACACAAGCAGCAGUCCCACGGCGAGCUAUCCCGUCACACAUGGCACAGACAGGACAGUGACGAAAGCAGCGACAGCAUCCCUGACGAAGUGAGGAGUGAACCCAACCCCAGACAUUUCCCCCGCUCACACACCUUCCCCACCACAGUUCCAAGUCCCAGUGCCAUUCCCACGUCAGCCUCGUGCAUGAGCAGUACCACACUGGGCCAGGAGGGGGCGGCAUCAAACCGCAUCGGCCAGCAGGGUUUCACUAAUUCCAGCUCCGACUCUUUCGGUGCGAGGGGGAGAGUAGUGAAGUCGGCCCGCGGUGUGCCCAUGGGAGGGUGGGCAGAGGAGGGUCAGGCAGCACGACGACACCACGAGACACUACCAGAGGAGAGCUCCGAGGACGAUAUGCCACCUCACAUACACAAGAUUACAUAACCAAGUUAUGUGAAUGAGUAUCAGCGUCCCACAACUCCACAGAUAUCCAGGGACGCGUCCUCCACCAAAACCUUUUUCCGGGCCUUACCACCUGAUCGGACACGUAUGGAGCUGGACAUAUGCAAGAGCAGUCUGCCAUGAAACCUACAAACCACGUAACCGAAUGAAAGAUACUAUACCACAGACUGCAUGCCUGAAUAGGCAAACAGGGUAAAUAUCUCAAUUGUGACCAGAAGAGGACCUACAGGAUCAAGUUGUUUCUAAAAUCUUGGCUAUGCGCUUUUAUAAUGUCGAAAGAUUACAUGAUGAAAGUGCAUGUAUUACUGGGGUGUAAAUUAACUUGUCAACACUUCAUCCUUUGCACUAUGCCACUGUUGAAAAAUACAUACCAAGUUGCUCACAAUUUGAUCACAAUAAUCACAAUUGUGCUCUCUGUAUUUGUCCUUCUCUUACUACUGCUUUAGUACACAAGUAAAAUUUGCAGAAUGUUUGGUAUCUCUCUGACAAUAGCGUACCACGUUGGCUUUCAUUGUGUCAAUCUGUUGUACCUGUAGCGGGACGCUGUGCUCUGUCUUUCAGCUGGCGCUCCGCCUCUUUGCAAAACAUAUGAAGGCAUCUAAUAGUAACAAAACCUGACAUUUUUGUAAUAAGAUUUUAACUGUGAGGGACUUGUUUCUUUCUUUCUACAUGAAUUGCAUAACACAAUUUAUGUGAAUUCAGUCUGGCUCAGUUUGCACAGAUUCUUGUUCUAAACAUAAUUGUACAGCGUAGCCUGGUAGUCAUGCAUACUGUGCACUGUGUAGAUAAAUAUCAUCAGGUGACUUCACACAACCAUCAUAUAGCAUAUUUAAUUGAUCAAAUGUAGACGAUUAAAAGGCCAACAUGUUGCAAUGUGUAUGUAUCGAUACGUGAUUAACGAAAAACAAACUAAUCGGUUGCAACAACAGACCUUCACCUGACAAACACUAUUCAAUUUUUCACCAUUCAUUAAUUUCAACAGACUUGCGAAGGGGCGCAGCAGAAAGACAAGGUUACUUUGAGCAUGUGCAUUGACUUCUGUGCCAACCCUAACCCAUACAAAAUACCCUCUAGCACAAGUGCAUGACCACCAUAAACCCAUUCUUCUAAAAAGUUAGAAUUCAUCCCCAAGAAGAAUGACCAUCCUCCACUUCCUGUUAAUCAACUUUCCCUCAUUUUCCUGUCAUUAGGCCACAGUUAAUCAAAAAAAUAAUUAUACAGGUUAAUAAUCUGUUAAUGGAGAGGGUGUCACUUAACUAGGAUUAUUUGUAAGUAUGUUUUCGUAUGUAUGUACAGUAUAUUUUAAUUAUUUUAUUUAUCAAAGGGAUGUGCCAUGAUGAUUGACCUUUGACAAUAAAGGUUGGGUUUUCUGCUCUUGGUUAGGGAUGAAUAAGUAUAUUGAUAUGGUAAAGUAUCCAUUGCUUCAGUGCACUAAUGUUUGAUUCGUGAUACAUAUUUUUUUAUACAUCUUGUCGAAUACAAUUUUGUACAGCUGUAAAUUCCUCCAUUAAAAACAAGACAAUGAC